AAAAAAAUGGCAACUUAAGGAACUACAACGCAUGCGCGCGGUCUGUCAAAAAUAUUUCUAUCAAAACGUUUGUCAGCGGCUUUACGUGUUUUUAUUAAUAAAAAUAGUAUUUUUUGUAAAUAUUCAAUAAGUGAUUAGAGUGAUAAUUUUAUUUUAAAGUGUUCUUUAUAAGACUGAUAAAUAAAAUUGUGUGAAAAUGCCUAAAGAUGUGACCUUAGUUGGUUUAGACGCGAUCCUUAAGGAGUUGGGUUCUUUUGGGAGGUAUACUAUUAUAAACUAUGCGUUUCUAUUGUUUCCGUGCUUCUUGGCGGGAAUGUACGGUGCAGUGUACGUAUUUGAAGCCAAAGAUAUUGAUUACAGAUGUGAAGUCAAACAAUGCGAAGGUAUGAACACAAGCUUAUGGCUAGAAUACGCGAUACCUAAGGAAAAGGGGAAAUAUUCAAAAUGUUUUCAAUAUGCGUUUAAGGAUACUGGUGGCAACGGUGCUUGUACAGCUGAAAAUUUUGAUUCAAAUUCAAAAGUGAAAUGUUCCUCCUACGUGUACAGUGAUGAUGAUUCGGUUGUGAGAGACUUCGACCUCGGUUGCCAAAAUUGGAAGAGAACUUUAGUAGGGACGAUCCAUAAUUCCGGCUUCUUCCUCGCCCUUCCAAUGACGGGAAUAAUUUCAGAUAGAUUCGGACGGAAAAAGGCCCUGUCCUUUGCGGCCCUCAUGAACUGCAUAUUUGGAUUGACAAGAUCAUUUUCUACCAAUUACGUGAUGUUUGUGAUUUUCGAGUUCAUGGAGGCAGGGUUUGGAGCCGGCGCUUAUACGACUGCCUUCGUUUUUGCUAUGGAACUCGUGGGACCUCAAGGCAGAGUGUUUGGUAACACAAUCAUAAACGUAUUUUAUGUGUUUGGUUUAAUGUCACUCUCUGGAUUAUCCUGGAUACUGCAGGACUGGCGGAAACUUCUCAGAAUGAUAUACGCGCCAUCCUGCUUAAUAUUCAGCUACAUGUGGAUCUUAAAUGAAAGUGUCAGAUGGCUGCUCCAGAAAGGUCGACAUGAUAAAGCCAUAGGUGUCAUCAAAAAAGCAGCCAAAAUGAAUAAAGUUCAAAUAUCAGAUCAAGCUCUAGCCCCUCUUCAAGAGAUGCAAUCUAAACCGACAGAAAGAAAGGACGAGCUGGUCAAUCAACCAAAGAAAUCACUAUUUCUACAAGUCAUAGGAUCAAGUAUUAUUAGAAGGAGAUUAUUGACGUGUUCCUUUUUAUGGAUCACCUGUACGUUUGUGUAUUAUGGCCUGUCAAUUAACUCAGUAUCGCUGGCAGGGAAUCAAUAUAUCAACUUUAUGCUCGUGGCCUUCAUUGAAAUUCCAGCCAACUUUACGUGUGUCGUUGUUCUGGAUAAAUUUGGAAGAAAGAAGGUCUUAAUUAUAGUUUACAUUCUAAGUGCUAUACUUUGUAUCGGCUUAUCAUUCCUACCUAAAGAUCAAAGGUGGUGGUCUUUGGUGGUCUACUUGGCUGGGAAGUACUCCAUCACGGUGGCCUACAGUACCGUCUACGUUUAUGUAUCUGAAGUCUUCCCUACCAAUGUGAGACAGUCGCUCCUAGGCGCCUGUUCUUGUGCCGGAAGGGUCGGAUCAACAUUAGCGCCUUUGACUCCGUUGUUGGCUUUGUACUACGAAAACUUGCCAUCAAUAUUUUUCGGCACGAUGGCCAUCAUCGCUGGUCUUUUAGUCUUCACAAUGCCAGAGACUAUCAACAUACCUCUACCGGACUCCAUCGAAGAAGCUGAGCGUUUAACAAAAACCAAACGUCGGAAAAACGAUUCUUAAUUUAAAAAAGGUUGUGUUUCUAGCGAAAACCCAUU
This is a messenger RNA of Spodoptera exigua (beet armyworm), 1845 nucleotides long. NCBI's taxonomy places the organism in Eukaryota, Metazoa, Arthropoda, Insecta, Lepidoptera, Noctuidae. The record is from the annotation of a GenBank genome assembly.